UACGGAUGACGUGUCGAAUGACUCAGCAAGACGGGCGACGUGUCGAAUGAAUCAGCAUGACGGAUGACGUGUAAGACGACUCAGCAAUAUGGAUGACUCAGCCCGACGGAUGAUGUGUGUGAUAACUCAGCAUGACCGAUGCGUGUCCGAUGACUCAACAACUCUAAUCAAGUGUCAGAUGACUCAGCAAUUCUGAUGACGUGUUCUAUGACUCAGCUAGUCGGAUGCCGUGUCAGAUGACUCAACCUGACGAAUUACGUGUGUGAUGACUCAGCAACGACCGAUGACGUGUUGGAUGACUCAGCAAGUACUCAGCAUGAUGGAUGAGGUGCCUGGUGACUCAGCAUUUGGGAUGACGUGUGCGAUGACUCAGCAUAGGGGAUGACGUGUCUGGUGACUUAGCAUUUAGGAUGACGUCUGCGAUGACUCAGCAAGUUGUAUGAUGUGUGCGAUGACCCAGCAUGACGGGUGUUGUAUGUGAUGACUCAGCAAGUAGGAUUACUUGUCAGAUGACUCAGUAAUAGUGAUGACAUGUCAGGUAACUCAGCAAGAGAUAUGACGUGUCCGAUGACUCAUCAAUCUAGGGUGGCGUAUCCGAUGACUUAUCGAUCUGGGUGAUGUGUAUUAUGACUCAACAACAUGGGUGACGUGGGUAAUGAGUCAGCAAUUGCUGACUCAGCAAUCUGUGAUGACUCAGCAUACUGCGAUGACUGUGGGGCUGAAUCUGCUUUUAGGGAUGACGUGUGCGACGACUCACCCGCCACCCUGCUCCGUAGGUGGUUGUUGCUCGGAGUCGGAUUCACUAACGACAGUAGCUUUCUCUUUCUCUCUCUGGCCGGCAAAUCUGUCUUCAUUCGAUCCUACCUCCACACUCACACACACUACACACACAAAAAAUAUGCCCAUUUUCUCCGUUUACACAACCACUACAUAUAUACAAACCCCUUUGACUCGCCAUCUACUGGUUCUGGUUGCUUUCAUACUCCACCAAUGGCCGGCUUUGCUUCUUCUUUAUGCUUUUCUUCGAUUACGGUGGUGAUGCAGUUCUGGGUUUUGCUGUUCUUGUUCGGGAUUAAUUGGGUGCCAGUGGCGGAUUCCUCCACUCUUGGGGUGGAGUACAUUUCGCGGCUCCUGGAGAUUCAAGACCGGGAGAGAGCGCCGCCGUCUAUACAAAUCUCCGCCGCUUAUGCCGCCCUCAACCGCCUCAUCCCUUCCCAUUCUUCCAGCUUCCAGUUCAGCAUUAUCUCUAAGGAUUUAUGUGGUGGUGAACCUUGUUUUAAAUUGAACAAUCAUCCUGCAGUCAAUCAUGAUGGUUCUGCUGAAAUUUUAAUAAGUGGAACUACGGGAGUGGAGCUUUUGUUUGGUCUACAUUGGUACCUGAAGUAUUGGUGCGGAGCACAUAUAUCUUGGAGCAAAACAGGUGGAGCACAAUUUUCUUCAGUCCCAAAAUCGGGAUCUCUGAAUCGCAUUCAAGAUGCUGGGAUAACAAUGAAGAGGCCUACCCCUUGGAGCUACUAUCAGAACGCUGUUUCAUCAAGCUAUACAUUUGCAUGGUGGGAUUGGGAAAGAUGGGAGGAGGAAAUUGACUGGAUGGCUCUCCAGGGGAUCAAUUUGCCUUUGGCAUUUACAGGUCAAGAAGCCAUCUGGCAGAAAGUCUUCCAGAAUUUCAAUAUCAGUGCUCCAGAUUUGGAUGAUUUCUUUGGAGGUCCAGCAUUUCUUGCAUGGUCACGAAUGGGAAAUCUACACGGAUGGGGUGGCCCAUUACCACAAAGUUGGUUAGAUCAACAACUGAUACUGCAGAAGAAAAUUCUUGCCAGGAUGUAUGAAUUCGGAAUGAAUCCAGUCCUUCCAGCCUUCUCUGGUAACGUUCCAGCAGUCCUUAAAAGUGUAUAUCCAUCAGCAAAAAUAACACGCCUUGGAAACUGGUUUACUGUUAAGAGUGACCCGAGAUGGUGCUGUACCUACCUUCUUGAUGCAACAGAUCCCUUGUUCAUUGAAAUAGGAAGGGCUUUUAUUAUGCAACAGUUGAAAGAAUAUGGAAGGAGUAGCCACAUUUAUAAUUGUGAUACCUUUGAUGAGAACACACCUCCAUCAGAUGAUCCAGAAUAUAUCUCUUCAUUAGCUGCUGCAAUUUUUAGGGGCAUGGAAAGUGGUGAUGAUAGAGCGGUUUGGCUGAUGCAGGGAUGGCUAUUUACUGAUGAUCCAUUUUGGAAGCCUCCACAGAUGAAGGCACUCUUGCAUUCCGUUCCUGUUGGAAAGUUGGUCGUGCUUGAUCUAUAUGCAGAAGUUAAACCAGUUUGGGCUACUUCAGAGCAGUUUUAUGGCGUACCUUAUGUCUGGUGUAUGCUGCACAACUUUGCUGGGAACAUUGAAAUGUAUGGUAUUGUCGAUUCAGUCGGAUCUGGACCCAUAGAUGCUCGUCUUAGUCCAAACUCAACUAUGGUUGGUGUUGGGAUGUCAAUGGAAGGCAUCGAGCAGAAUCCUAUCAUUUAUGAUCUUAUGUCUGAAAUGGCAUUUCGGCAGGACAGAGUUGAUGUCAAGACAUGGAUUGAUAUGUAUGCACAAAGACGAUAUGGGCUAUUUGUCCCAUCAAUACAAGAUGCCUGGAACAUAUUAUAUCAUACGGUAUACAAUUGCACAGAUGGAUUAAAUGACAAAAACAGAGACGUUAUUGUGGCAUUCCCGGAUGUUGAUCCUAAUUCAAUUUUUACUUCAUCUCUGCUGUCAUUACCGAGAAAGCAUCGCCACUCUAAUAACCGAAGUCUAAGGAGAGCUAUUUAUCAACAAUCAAGCAAUUCCUAUACUCAUCCUCAUCUAUGGUAUUCGACUUCAGAAGUAAUACGUGCCCUGCAACUUUUUCUCACAAGUGGCAAUCAACUCUCAGAAAGUAACACUUUCAGGUACGACCUCAUUGAUCUAACAAGACAAGCAUUGGCAAAGUAUGCAAAUCAGCUUUUGUUAAAGGUUGUAGAAGCCUAUCAGCUAGGUGAUCUGCAUGCAGUCAUCCACCGCAGCCAGAAAUUUCUCAGUCUCGUAGAAGAUCUGGACACACUUUUGGCAUGCCAUGAUGGAUUUCUACUCGGCCCUUGGCUAAAAAGUGCGAAGCAACUAGCCCAAAACGACGAACAGAAGAAACAGUUCGAGUGGAAUGCAAGAACCCAAAUCACCAUGUGGUUUGACAACACGGAGGAGGAAGCGAGUCUGCUUCGUGACUAUGGGAACAAGUACUGGAGUGGCCUUCUACGAGACUACUACGGCCCUCGUGCUGCUAUUUACUUCAAGUUUCUCAUACAAAGCUUGGAGAGUGGUGAUGGUUUUCGGUUGAGACAGUGGAGGAAGGAAUGGAUCAAACUAACAAAUGACUGGCAGAAUCGCAGCAAUGUCUUCCCAACCAAAAGCACAGGCGAUGCCCUCAAUGUGUCCCGGAGGCUGUACAAGAAAUACUUGGAAGAGCCCGACUCACACGAAUUCUAAUUUAAUCGAUUGGACUGAUAGACAUCGUCACAACUUGAAAUUAGUGCCAACAUUAACUCAUGCUACUUGAUACUCGAUAUUGACUAAGAUGAAUUAUCAAAAGUUUGUCCGCCUUCUAUUCCAUUAAAUGUAAUAAAUCCAACUCGAACAUCUUUUCCAAUUA
Molecule: messenger RNA, 3637 nt
Organism: Sesamum indicum (sesame)
Lineage: Eukaryota; Viridiplantae; Streptophyta; Magnoliopsida; Lamiales; Pedaliaceae
Product: alpha-N-acetylglucosaminidase
Source: RefSeq, a predicted model, not a curated record